AUGUUUGUGAUUUAUUUCGUCAACUGGACACACUACAAAAACAUAUGGCAGCCAAACCGUGGCAUUCGUAAGAAAACCAAACGUUUUCACAAUGAUCAACUCACUGAAACAGUUGGCCCUGAUCAACUCACUGAAACAGUUGGCCCUGAUCAACUCACUGAAAUGUUGGCCCUGAUCAACACAUUGAAACAGUUGGCCCUGAUCAACUCACUGAAACAGUUGGCCCUGAUCAACUCACUGAAACAGUUGGCCCUGAUCAACUCACUGAAACAGUUGGCCCUGAUCAACUCACUGAAACAGUUGGCCCAGAUCAACUCAGUGAAACAGUUAGCCCUGAUCAACUCACUGAAACAGCUGGGUCUCAUCAAUACCAAGAAAGAAAAAAAUUGGGAGAAAAAAGAAAAAAGAGAACCUAAAAAAUGGGAACGCCCAGUAGAUGUUGUUUUCUUGUUGUAUAAAAGUGGUGAAGCCAUGCUGGACAGUGCUAUCCGUCCUUUCGUCAUCACGGCUGUCUGUCAGGAUAUGUCACGUGAUGUGGUGAAUGACAGCUGGACACGUGGGCAGCAGAUGUUCAUGAACGGCUCGCUUGACCCCUGUGAUUACCUGACGGAGCUGCCACUUCUGGAGUCACCUGUACAGGCCAGAUCUGCAACAUUUUUAAUGAUUCACCGUAUACUAGUAAGUGUGCCCGCGGCAUUUCUCGGGCUGUUGUGUGGAGCUUGGAGUGACCGUACUGGCAGAAAGCCACCAAUGAUUAUUCCAAGUUUAGGUAGCAUUCUGGCCGUGCUGUUGUAUAUUUUGGGUGUGUUGUUGGUGAAGCAUACUUUAAUGAUCAUUAUGAUCGGAGGAUUCGUACAGGGUGCUCUGGGUAAAAGCUCUGUGAUAACAAUGGCGGUCAACAGCUACAUCAGCGAUACAACCUCUGACGAAGACAGGUCCAGAAUGCUUGGACAAUUGCUGGCCAUGAAUUUCUUCGGACUCAUUAUAGGUUCCGCCUUAGCAGGAGCCCUACAGGACUUGACCAACUUGCAGACGACAUUGGGUGUGGUCAUCGGGUUCCACUCUGCCUCUAUGCUAACAGUGGUCAUUUUUGUCAAAGAGGCUUCUGACAAAAACUCAUCCCGUGAAAAAGAAUUUAAGCGUGGCAAUAGAGACAUGCUUUCCUUUUUAAGUCUUCAGAGCGUGAAGGACUCAGUGAGGGCCCUCGUUAAACCACGAGAAGAAGGGAAGAGAACUCUUGUCAUAGUCGCCUUCAUGGCCAUGUUUCUCAACCAGACAUGUAAAGUUGGCGAGCAGGACGUCACCGUGCUGUUUGUGCAGAAAGCCCCGUUGUCAUGGCAACCGUCUGGCUACGGGUACCUGCUGUCUGUGGAUUGUGCCGGAAUGGGACUCUGUCUUCUGCUGUUGCUGCCCGUCUUGUCCAGUUUCUUCAAGCUCAGUGACGUCACUAUCGUCCUGCUGGGGCUGGGCUUUAAGCUGAUGAGGAAUGUAGCGACGGGGUUUUGUACCCUCACAUGGAUGGUUUACGUUUCUGUUUUAGUUAGUUCCCCUGUUGGAGUCAUAUCGUCAGGGUCAAGGUCCAUACUAAGCAAGGCCGUGUGUGAUGACGAGACGGGCAAGGUUUUCGCCCUCGCCUCCAGCGCUGAGACCCUGGCUAAGCUGCUGGGCUCUGUCGUGUUUGUCAACAUCUACGCCGCUACGCUGGACAUCUGGGCGGGGCUGGCCUACAUCUCAGCUGCACUGGUCACUCUCGACCUCAUCAUUUUAAUGGUGUGGUUGUGCAUUCGGUACCAGACAAAGCCGGUCGUUGACCCUUUGCCCAAGAACUACCAGAGUGUGUGUAGCCGUGAUACCACCCUGCAUAUACCCAGUGAGACGGAGAAGAAAGAUCCAGAAACAACGAUGUCCAGCAGUGAUGCUCUGCACUAG
Molecule: messenger RNA, 1929 nt
Organism: Physella acuta
Lineage: Eukaryota; Metazoa; Mollusca; Gastropoda; Physidae
Product: proton-coupled folate transporter
Biological process (GO): transmembrane transport
Cellular component (GO): membrane
Molecular function (GO): transmembrane transporter activity
Source: RefSeq, a predicted model, not a curated record